Molecule: messenger RNA, 312 nt
Organism: Adineta steineri
Lineage: Eukaryota; Metazoa; Rotifera; Eurotatoria; Adinetida; Adinetidae
Source: the annotation of a GenBank genome assembly
AUGCAAUCAAAUGGUAUUAAAUUCAUGGGUUUAAUAAUGAUUGGUCUUGUAUUAUGUAUGAUGAGCAUGUCUGUUUCAGGCACAUCGCCACCGUAUUUCCCACCUGCCCGGCCUGCUCCACCUGCCCGACCUGUUCCACGUCCUCGUGCUUGGACAUGUGACUGUGGUACAAAUGGUGUCGCAACUCAACAGUGUUGUGCUGGGCAACUUAAUACUAAAUUUAUCAAUCUCCAACGGUGUCAAGGUAUAUCAGAUAAAUCAGGUUAUCUUGGAUGUUGUGGUAGUAUACCAAACUCUAAGUGUACAAUGUAA